Molecule: messenger RNA, 1392 nt
Organism: Closterium sp. Yama58-4
Lineage: Eukaryota; Viridiplantae; Streptophyta; Zygnematophyceae; Desmidiales; Closteriaceae
Source: the annotation of a GenBank genome assembly
AUGGGACUUCCACAGGAAUUCAGGGAGCUUGGGGCGGUUGAGGAGGAGCGGAGCGCAAGUGUUGUGAUGGUGGGCAAUGGGGAGCAUUUCUGUCGAGAUUUGCAUCACAAUGGGGAGGGAGGGCCGGUGCACGACUCUUUUUUGAGCUACCUCAAAGAUGGGGAGGGAGGGCCGGUGCACGACCCUUCAAAGCCGAGGUUCGCAGCACCGAUGGGGUCUGGGCUCGGCACUGCUUUGACUGACUACUCAGCAGCAGCAGCAGCAGCAGCAGCAGCAGCAGCAGCAGCAGCAGCAGCAGCAGCAGCAGCAGCAGCAGCAGCAGCAGCAGCAGCAGCAGCAGCAGCAGCAGCAGCAGCAGCAGCAGCAGCAGCAGCAGCAGCAGCAGCAGCAGCAGCAGCAGCAGCAGCAGCAGCAGCAGCAGCAGCAGCAGCAGCAGCAGCAGCAGCAGCAGCAGCAGCAGCAGCAGCAGCAGCAGCAGCAGCAGCAGCAGCAGCAGCAGCAGCAGCAGCAGCAGCAGCAGCAAGAGCAAGAGCAAGAGCAGCUUUCAGAGCAGAUGGAACAAGUCACAAUAUUUUCUUUGCGAAUCUCCCCACCACUCUCCCUUCCACUCUCCCUCCCACUCCCCCCUCCACUCUCCCUUACACUCUGCCUUCCACUCUCCGUUCUACUCUCCAUCCCAAUCUACCCUCCACCCUCCCUCCCACUCUCCCUAACACCCCACCUUCCUCUCUCCCUCCCACUCUCCCAAUCACUCUGCCUUCCACUCUCGCUCCCACUUCCCCUCCCACUCUCCCUCUCGCUCUCCCUGAAUCCCCCUUCCCUUUCCCCCUUGACCCAGCCACGUGUGCCUCACAGCCCCCAACAGCCACCCGCCAUGACACGCAAGUGAAGCGGCAGAAUUGGCUACCCCCAACCAUGGACGCACAGUUGCCUGGAGUGACUUCCGGGUCCAUGCAAAGCUACCCAGCUGUGUGUGCCACAGAACCCCUAACAGCCACCGACCAUGACACGCAGCUACCCUCUGCCAUGGACGCACAGUUACCUGCAGUGAAUUCCAACUCGAUGCAAAGCUACCCUGCUAUGUGUGCCACAGAGCCUUUAACAACCACCAGCCCUGGUGCGCUCGUGAAUCUGCGGAAGCGCCCGGCCUCUGCAAUGGAUGCAUCGCCGCCUGCUCCCCCUGCCCUAGCCAGUGCUCAAGUCGGUGCCUUGUUCCCUGCUGCAGCAGGGCAUGGAGGGAGUGUUCCAUUGCCCCAGCAGGAGAUGCCUGGGCCUGUGAUUCCCGCAGCAGUGUUAGAGUUCCUGGGGGGAGCGAGCACCAUCCGAGUUUCAGACUUUGCAGCUGAUGACGUGCGAAACGAGCUGCAAUUGUGGCUCGAGGGCGCAGCUUAG